This is a messenger RNA of Saxophila tyrrhenica, 1110 nucleotides long. RefSeq lists its product as uncharacterized. The coding region runs from base 1 to 1110 and encodes 369 amino acids. The record is from RefSeq and is a predicted model, not a curated record. The transcript has 2 exons. NCBI's taxonomy places the organism in Eukaryota, Fungi, Ascomycota, Dothideomycetes, Mycosphaerellales, Extremaceae.
AUGUCUCAGCUCCGACAAAAGCUAGGCGAAGCGGCCGGCAGGAACCACGAACUCCUCGCGGUACUCACAGAAUCCGACUACGCUGCUCCAGCUCUCAAGCAGAACACUUCCUACAUAUCAGAUCUCAAGUCACAAAUCACCGAAACCGACAAAACGAUCAAUCGCCUCCAUGCUUCGACCGAGAAGGAGCGGAAGGAACAUGUUAAGGUCAGAGACAGUGUCAUGAGACGCUAUGCUUCGAAGCUUCAAGGGCACAAAGGACAGGAGAAGUUCAGCGCCAAACAAGACAAGGAAGAGAGGGAGUUCUUGGAGGCCUGGCAACAAGAACGAGAGGCACAAGAGCGGCGCGAAGAGCUCGGACGUGCGCUCGAAGAGGCAGAGAAGGAGAAGAAGAGCUUGGAGUCCGACUCAGCGAAACAUGACGAGGCGCAGCGCGAGCUUGACCAGCUGUAUCAGAACAUCUUCGGCGGACCGACACCAGAAGUACCUGGCGAAGACGAGCUAGAACAAGCGCUGUCUCGGAACCGGGACUACUACCAGCAGUGCCAGCAGCAGGCUGGGCGUGACAAGCAGGCUGCACAGACAUUGGAGCAAGCGAGAGGACGUCUCGGUCAGGCGGUGAACAACAUGCACGAUUCGCUGCAAGCUUCGAACUUCGAUCGCUUCGGAGGCGGUGCGCUGUUCGACCUCAUGGAACGCGAUGCGCUGUCCAAAGCGCAGAUGAACUACAACUGGUGCAAACAGGCCAUGGCUGAUGCAGCGCGAGCCCAACCCGCCAUCCCGCCGCUUGGGGAGGUGGCGAUAGACCAUGGACAUGUGCUCGGAGACAUCAUGUUCGACAACAUCUUCUCCGACUUUGCGCAGCAUGAUCGGAUUCGAAACUCGGCGAUGCAAAUGCAGCAGGCGAUGAACCAUCUGCAGAGUAUCAUAAAGGAGCAGAAGGGGAGGGUGCAGGAUGCUCAACGGCUGGAGAAGACAGCGUUGCAGCAGUUGGAGGACUCACGCAUUGAGCUUCAGAAGAUCCGAUCGGAAGCGUUCGAACGACUGGCUGGUGAAGGCGGCCAGGGUGCUGUUGGCGGCGAUGCUAAGCUGCCGGCGUAUUCUGCCUGA